Coregonus sp. 'balchen' is the source of this 2134-nucleotide messenger RNA. The record is from the annotation of a GenBank genome assembly. Lineage: Eukaryota; Metazoa; Chordata; Actinopteri; Salmoniformes; Salmonidae.
AUGAAAGAAAGAAAAAAGAACAGGCAGAGGCAGAGUCACUUAAAGCAUAUGGUAAGUGCAAAAAAAAUACAGCAUGGGAGUCCUGACAGCUCUAUAUAAGCUUCCAUGCAUACAGUAAGCUUCAAUGCAACUCUGAUAUAUUAAGGUUUUAUUGAUCCAAUAAGUUUAGUAGCUAGCUAGUGUCAUAUGUCCCGUGUAGCUCAGUUGGUAGAGCAUGGUGCUUGCAACGCCAGGGUUGUGGGUUCGAUACCCAUGGGGGACUAGUAGGGGAAAAAAAGUAUGAAAAUGUAAGUCGCUCUGGAGAAGUGUCUGCUAAAUGACGUAAAUGUAAAUAUGUCUCUGGAAUGCAUGUGCUCUAGCUGCAGAUGCAUUGCGCAACGACAAGGCUGCUUGUCUACUUGAUCAACGCCAACUGAAGGAUGAGCGUCUGCUGCAGGGAGCCAUAGAGGACUUCAGACUGAACUUCCAGCCGCGGUGGAGUCGGCGAGAGUAUGACUUGAGCAACCCGGACAAAAUUAGGGAUCAGGAGGGGAUCCAGAUGCUGCCGGGGCUGGUGGGUGAGGACCCAGACAGCCAGGGGAGGCUGAAGAAUCAGCAGGAGCAGCUCAGAGAGUGGUCCGUCCAGCAGCAGCAUGAGCUGGCCACAGCACGACACCAGCAGAGACAGGAAGGUAGGCUACAACCCAACCCAACACAACCUGUCCUGUUGCUAGACUCUGAUACACUCACUGCCUCCUCUCAAAACACACUCUGUACCUGCAGAGCAGCAGUAUGACCAGGACAGAGUGGACCUGGACAACAAAGCUCUCCAGCUCCAAAAAAUCGAGGAGGAGAGGAGGAGAGCCAUAGCCCUGGCUACAAAGAAUUUCAAUCUGACAAAGGUGAGUCAUUAUUCUUUACCUGAUGCUUAACCAGGUGUGGUUGUCAAACUGGCAAAGGUGAGUCAUUAGGAUUGAUGGCACUGAAUCUAACCAGGUGUGAUUUGUAUGUGGGGGAACAGAAGGUCAUUCUGUCAACUGUGUGAUAUUUUCUCUGUCUGUUCCCAGGCAGCAGAGAAUGCAGAGAAGCGGUGGAAGGAGUGGCAGCAGCAGGAGGAGGACAACAGGACAGACAUCCUGAACCAGCUGCAGGGGGACCUGCUGAGUGAGAGCCAGGAGCAGGGCAUCAGUGUGCUGGGUCUGUCCCGCCUCAGGCCCGACAGCUACAAGGGCCUCACGGACGAGCAGCUGCAGCACAUCAUUGACUGCCAGCAGCAACAGAUAGAGGAGAAUAGGGUACAUCUACCUUGUUUACCUUGAGCAGAGAUGUAUUUAUUGCAGUACAUUGUGCUCUCUCUUCUAAAAGAGGACAAAAGGCGUAGAUCGCAACACCCAUAAAUGGUGUUAACCUUCUCUUCAUGUUUGGUGCAGAGAAUUCAGGCUGAGCAGCAGCAGCAGGAGCUCCAGCAGGACCUGUUCCGUGUGGCCUCGGCUCGCACCGCCCUACUACUGGAGAGACGGCAGGCCCGCAUCAACAAGCAGCUCCGUCGCACCCUGGAUAACACCAACGCACAGCUGGCUGAGGCCCACCAGGAACAGUAAGACGCUUUCCAUAUGUUAAGGUUUAGACACAUGGAUGCACCUGUAUACCUUUUGCUUUGUUUGAUGUUGCACUGUCAGGCUUCAUUACUGUACAGUAUGAUUGUUUGUCACAUUUUCUUUUGUAACACUUCUGUGCUCAGAAAUAAUUAAAUUGUGCAGAAGAAACUGAUCAACAGGAUUCGAACAGUUAAUGGACACAUGAUCAACUAGGAGCUCAAUUCAAUCCGUAUCCCGCGUUAUCGCUCGAUUGAAAUUUAAAGGCAAUGUUCACAGAGACUGCAUUCACAGUAAACACUGCAUAUGUCGGCUCAAUCGCAAAUUACCUUUACAUUUUAACGCUGAUCUUCUGCAAUACGGAUUGACUCCAGCCCUAGAGCUUGUUGACCUGCCCAUAGCACUGCAUAGACGACAUAUCAAAUGCCUACAGUUUUGUUCUUGAUAUCAGUUAUAGACAAAUGCAUUCCUCUCUUCUCAGGAAAAAGUAUCUGGAGAAGGUGUACACUAACAUCCCAGAUGACAGUUACUUCUCCCAGUUCAACACCAGCAGUCGAUAA